Rubroshorea leprosula is the source of this 1053-nucleotide messenger RNA. NCBI's taxonomy places the organism in Eukaryota, Viridiplantae, Streptophyta, Magnoliopsida, Malvales, Dipterocarpaceae. The record is from the annotation of a GenBank genome assembly.
CCGUGAAUUUCAAUUUCAAAGUAGAGUGAAUUUGCUCUGCACUCUCUCAGCACACCGACGACGAUGAAGCCUCCGUCGUGAAUUCCGUUCAUCGUCGACUCUGCCGCUGUUUCUCACCUUCUUGUCGUUGGCCACUCAAACUACUCCACAAUUACGCGCAUCUUUCCCUGAGUUUUCACCAUCUCUCUUAGCAGCAGGCACAAAUUGCCUUUCUUGGGUAAACACAAAGGUGGGACAGAUCUUCAGUCUUCUUCUCCGCCUCACAGCAUCCUCACAGUCAUUUGUUGCUCCAUCUCCAGUUGGGAGGUGGAUUUGGAUUUUGCAUGGGUUUGAUACUGGCUUCCCUGGAAAACUCUAUAAUGCAAGAUCAAAUGACUGGCAAACAAAAAUUCAUUUAUGAAGCCAAGCAAAUGGUGCAAAGAAGCUGGAGUUCAGCAAAAACAUUUGUAGUCAUGGGAUUUCUCUGCUGUUGAGUGUGUUGUUCAGAAGCCAUUGCAAAGAAAAAUCACACAUACGGGUAACAUAUGUGUCAAUAUAUCAUGGCAAAACCCUCAAAUCCACCCUCAAAAAAUAUCGGUAGGGACACAUCCACCCCUCAAAAAAAAGUAGGGACAAAUACCCCUCCAAAUCGUAAAUCAAUACAAGUCACUCCUUUUUCAACAAAAAACGUCAGAAUUCUGUUUGCCAUGUCAGCAUUUUUUAACGGAAAACAUUGAAAAGGGGGUGAUUUGUAUUGAUUUAUGAUUUGGAGGGGCAAUUUGUCCCUGUUUUUUUUUUAGGGAUGGAUGUGUCCCUACCGAUAUUUUUUGAGGGUGAAUUUGGGGGUUCUGCCAUAUAUCAUUUUAAUUUCUCAUAUGGGGUCUAAUGUUGUAAAUAAUUGUGUGCUGGAUCUUGUUCUCUCAAUGCUAAGGGCAAAUGACGCAGCGGCAUGUUGCCUCUUCUUCAAGUGAGAAAUACUGAGGUUGAAGUACUGAACCUGUGUUGUCUGAAGAUAGCUUAUUUUAUUAAGUAAAUUUUGUUACUUUAAUUGUAAAAUAAAAAAUUGAGUUAUAU